This is a messenger RNA of Erythranthe guttata (spotted monkey flower), 1672 nucleotides long. Its product is annotated as transcription factor TGA1. Gene Ontology annotation, molecular function: DNA-binding transcription factor activity; sequence-specific DNA binding. The record is from RefSeq and is a predicted model, not a curated record. NCBI's taxonomy places the organism in Eukaryota, Viridiplantae, Streptophyta, Magnoliopsida, Lamiales, Phrymaceae. Gene Ontology annotation, biological process: regulation of DNA-templated transcription; DNA-templated transcription.
UUUAAUUAAUUCCCAUUUAUAUAGAAACAUUUAAAAAAGGUGUUUGCGUUCACAAUCAUAUUCGAUUCUUCCUUCUUCAUCUUCAUCUUCUUCUUUCUUGUUUCUUCUUCAGUGCAGCCAUGGAAGAUUGGGUUUGGAACAGUGUAUUAUUUUUAUUGGGGAGAGCUGAUUAUUGACAAGUGGCUUUCUUCCCAAACCGGGCUUUCUCUCUCCUUUCCAUUAAUUAAGUUAUUGAACGAGAUAAUGAAUUCUACAUCGACUCAAUUUGUGCCCUCGAGAAGAAUGGGGAUAUACGACCCGAUCCAUCAAAUAUCAAUGUGGGGAGAUUUCAAAGGCAAUAACAUUCUCGACGAAUCUCCAUCGUUGAUUCUCGAGGUCGAAGCUAAGCUAGACAACCUGUCGGAGGAUACUUCACACGGAACUGUUGGACCUUCCAAUAAAUACGAUCAAGAAGCAAAUAAACCGGCCGAUAAGGUAACGAGGCGCCUAGCACAAAAUCGCGAGGCCGCUCGUAAAAGUCGUCUCCGGAAAAAGGCAUAUGUGCAGCAAUUGGAGAAUAGUAAAUUGAGACUUAUUCAGUUAGAACAAGAGCUUGACCGGGUCCGAAAACAGGGGUUGUACGUUGGCGGUUCUUUAGAUAAUCAGAUCGGCAAUGUUGGAUCGAUAAAUCCAGCUAUUGCAGCAUUCGAAAUAGAGUACGGGCAUUGGGUGGAAGAACAAAACCGACAAAUCUCCGAAUUGAGGAACUCUUUAAAUUCCGAUAUUGGAGAAUUAGAUCUGCGCGUACUUGUUGAUAAUGGAAUGAGGCAUUAUUUCGAUUUAUUCGCUAUGAAAGCAGCAGCUGCAAAGAUUGACGUGUUCUACAUUAUGUCCGGAAUGUGGAAAACUUCGGCCGAGCGUUUUUUCUUCUGGAUCGGAGGCUUUCGCCCCUCGGAACUUGUAAAGGUUUUAUUACCGCAUUUGGAGCCGUUGUUGGAGCAACAACGUGUGGAUAUUUGCAAUUUAGCACAAUCUUGUCAGCAAAUGGAAGAUGCUUUAUCGCAAGGUAUGGAAAAGCUUCACCAAAUUCUUGCCGGAAGCAUAGCCGUUGAUUUGCUCCGUGAAGGGAACUGCCUCCCUCAGAUCGGAGCUGCCGUUGACAAGUUAGAAGCUCUCGUGAGAUUUGUCGGCCAGGCGGAUCAUCUAAGGCAAGAAACGCUACAACAAAUAUCUCGGAUUCUCAACACACGACAAGCAGCUUACGGACUCCUUGCCUUGGGAGAGUAUUUGCAACGCCUUCGGACAUUGAGCUCCGUUUGGUCUUCACACGCUCGUGAAUCGGCCUAGUGACAAAUGCUCGUUUUUCCACGUGGUGCUAUUACAUAUCAGAAAAAAAAAACCAUAUAUACUAUUAGUUAUCGACCCCCAUUUUUGAGCUGCUUCCUGUGAUUGAAAAAAAAAUAAUUUGUAAAUAUGAUUAGGUAGUCGUUUUAUCAAGAGGAAGUGCGCAGAUGCUUUUUAUUUUUAUUUUUAAUUUUUAAUGUUCGGGUUUGAAGUGUAUUUCAUUCACCCUGUAAAUUUCCAGGCAUGGGUGUCUGUUUGUAUUUUGAGUGUAUGUAUUAUUUACAUUGUAGUAAUGUAGUUUGUGAAAUAUUCGAUCGAAGUGUAUGAAUGAAGAUGCUUGUUCUUUUCA